AUGGUCAAAGACUGGAAAUUCACGGGUUGCGAAUUUAAGCUUGGCAACAACAAGCGCGACGCAUACGGCAAUCGGAGCGUCUACGGCAAGAACAACGGGUACGGCAAGCGAGACGGGUAUGGCCAACAAGACAGUGAUGACUCGCUCGAUAGCUACGACACGCGUGGGGCGUACGGCAAGCAGAAUGGCUAUCGCAGCAACGACGACUAUGGCAAGCGUUACGGGUACGGCGGCGCGGCGGUGGGUAUCAACGCCGCCACGGGGCUCCCAGCUGGCGCAGGUGUGGGUGCCAGAGGCUACGGCAGAGCUGGCGUCGGACUCAAUGCGGGUGCUAGCUUAAACACUGGUGCUGGUCUCAACGCUGGAGCGGGACUGAAUGCCGGUGCCGGACUCAACGCCGGUGCCGGUCUCAAAGGCCGGUGCCGGACUCAACGCUGGUGCGGGACCGCUGGUGCGGGACUGAACGCAGGUGUGGGUGGAAACUCUGCCGGCAAGGCUUACGGAGGAUACUCCAAGCCUGGCGCCUACCGCCACUUGCGCGCGUAA
Molecule: messenger RNA, 546 nt
Organism: Phytophthora infestans T30-4
Lineage: Eukaryota; Oomycota; Peronosporomycetes; Peronosporales; Peronosporaceae
Exons: 4
Coding region: 1-546 (181 amino acids)
Source: RefSeq, a predicted model, not a curated record